AGCAGAGGCAGCAGCAAGACUGCCUGAGCGCCCAGCAGUAGAAGCCCAGGGCUGCUGGCCACCUCUCUGAUCCAGGCGUGCCACCAUGCUCAGGGUCCGACAGCUGCUGCUGUUGCUGCUCUUCAGGGGACCCCUAAUCGAUGCUGGUGCCUGGACUGGAGAUGUCACAGACUCCGACACUGAGGAUAACCUGCAAUCCUCCCCAGAAAAGGGUUGGUGCUCCACAUGGGGAGCUGGCCACUUUUCCACCUUUGACGGCCAUGAGUAUAAUUUCCAAGGGAUGUGCAAUUAUAUCUUUACGGCCACCUGUGGGGAUGACGUGCCCGCCACCUUUAGCAUCCAGCUGCGGAGAGAUAUGGAGGGGAAUAUCUCCCGGAUCAUCAUGGAACUGGGGGCUUCUGUGGUUACUGUGAACAAGGAAACCAUCUCUGUCAGGGACAUUGGGGUUGUUAGCCUGCCCUACACCAGCAAUGGCCUCCAGAUCACACCAUACGGCCAGAGCGUGCAGCUGGUGGCCAAGCAGCUGGAGCUAGAGUUGGUCAUCACGUGGGGUCCAGACGCCCAUCUUACGGUCCAGGUAGAGACGAAGUACAUGGGCAAGCUAUGUGGACUGUGUGGGAACUUCGAUGGAAAGAUAGACAAUGAAUUUCUGAGUGAGGACGGCAAACUUUUGGAAGCCCAUAAGUAUGCUACACUCCAGAAGCUAGAUGAUCCCAACGAGAUCUGUGCCCAUGAAGCCAUCCCCAGCACCAUCAUCCUGAAGACCAGAUAUGCCCAGAUCUGCAACCAGCUACUGACCCUGGUGUCCCCUGGGUGUGACGUACCAAAGGAGACACUGAUGUUGAGCUGCCAGGCAGACAUGGCCGCCUGUGCCCGACCAGGCCAGCCAAACUGCAGCUGUGCCACACUAUCUGAGUACUCCCGGCGAUGCAGCAUGACUGGCCAGCCUGUCCGAAACUGGAGGACUCCCGCACUCUGCCCCAUGAGCCAGUGCCCAGCCAACCAAGUGUACCAGGAGUGCGGUGAGGUCUGCAUCAAGACUUGCUCCAACCCACAGCACAGCUGCUCCAGCCCCUGCACCUUCGGCUGCUUCUGCCCCCACGGUACACUGCUUGAUGAUAUAUCCGGAAACCAGUCCUGUGUGCCAGUCAACCAGUGCCCCUGCAUGCUCAAUGGUAUGGUUUAUGGCCCCGGGGAGAUCACAAAGACAGCCUGUCAAACCUGCCAGUGUACCAUGGGCCGCUGGACAUGCACAAAGCAGCCGUGUCCUGGCCACUGCUCCCUAGAAGGUGGCUCCUUUGUCACCACAUUCGACGCCAGACCCUACCGCUUCCACGGCACCUGCACCUAUACUCUUCUCCAGAGCCCACAGCUCCCCAAUGAAGGCACCCUCAUGGCUGUGUAUGACAAGUCGGGUUACUCGCACUCAGAGACCUCCCUAGUGGCCAUCAUGUAUCUGUCCAAGAAGGACAAAAUUGUCAUCUCAGAAGAUGAAGUGAUCACCAACAACGGGGACACCAAAUUGCUGCCAUACAAGACACACAACAUCACCAUCUUCAGGCAGACAUCCACCCACCUCCAGAUGGCUACCACCUUCGGGCUGGAACUUGUGUUCCAGAUGCAGCCUGUCUUCCAGGUGUACAUUACAGUCGGGCCCCAGUUCAAAGGCCAGACCAGAGGGCUCUGCGGCAAUUUCAACGGAGACACAACAGACGAUUUCACAACCAGCAUGGGUAUUGAUGAAGGCACUGCCUCACUCUUUGUGGACUCUUGGCGUGCUGGGAACUGUCCAGCUGCCCUAGAGCGUGAGAUGGACCCCUGCUCCAUGAGCCAGCUCAACAAGGUGUGUGCAGAGACCCACUGUUCCAUGCUCCUGAAGAAGGGCAGUGUGUUUGAGAAGUGCCACAGUGUGGUGAACCCCCAGCCCUUCUACAAGAGAUGCGUGUACCAGGCCUGCAACUACGAGGAGACCUUCCCUCACAUCUGUUCUGCACUGGGGGCCUAUGCCCAUGCCUGCUCUGCCCGUGGCAUCCUGCUCUGGGGCUGGAGGAACAGUGUGGACAACUGCACUGUGCCUUGCACCGGCAACCGCACGUUCAGCUAUGAUAGCCAGGCCUGUGAUCGUACCUGCCUGUCUCUGUCGGACCGUGAGACGGAGUGUCACGUGAGUCCUGUGCCAGUGGAUGGCUGCAACUGUCCUGAGGGCACCUACUUGAACCACAAGGCAGAAUGUGUGCACAAGGCCCAGUGCCCCUGUCUGCUGGACGACUACAAGUUUGUCCAAGCUGAUCAGUCAACCAUGAUCAACGGGGUCAUAUGUCACUGCAUCAAUGGGCGCCUGAGCUGUCCACGGCAAGCGGAGAUGUUCUUUGCAUCCUGCCCAGAGCCCAAGACCUUCCAGUCCUGCAGCCAGUCGUCAGAGGACAAGUUCGGAGCUGCAUGUGCCCCCACGUGCCAGAUGCUGGCCACGGGCAUUGACUGUGUACCCACCAAGUGUGAGUCCGGCUGCGUCUGUCCUAAGGGGCUCUAUGAGAACAGCGACGGGCAGUGUGUGCCUGCAGAGGAAUGCCCAUGUGACUAUGCAGGGGUGUCCUACCCUGGUGGUUUUGAGCUCCACACAGACUGUAAGACAUGCACCUGCUCACAGGGAAGGUGGACCUGCCAGCUUAGCACACAAUGUCCAUCCACCUGUGUCCUCUAUGGCGAAGGCCACAUCAUAACUUUUGAUGGACAACGCUUUGUGUUUGACGGCGACUGCGAAUACAUGCUGGCCACGGAUGACUGUGGGGCCAACAGCUCACAGCCUACCUUCAAGGUCCUGACAGAGAAUGUCAUCUGUGGGAAGUCCGGAGUCACCUGCUCCAGAGCCAUCAAGAUUUCCCUGGGUGGGCUCUUCAUCACGAUGGCAGACAGUAACUACACAGUCAGCGGGGAAGAGCCCCUGGUGCACCUGAAAGUGAAGCCUAGCCCCCUGAAUCUUGUCCUGGACAUAGACAUCCCUGGAAGGCUCAACCUGACACUCGUAUGGAACAAGCACAUGAGUGUCUCAAUCAAGAUCCGCCGCGCUACCCAGGAUGCCCUCUGUGGCUUGUGUGGCAACGCCAAUGGGAACAUGAAAGAUGACUUCGAAACACGUAGCAAGUAUGUGGCGUCCAAUGAACUGGAGUUUGUGAACUCGUGGAAGGAAAGCCCGCUGUGUGGGGAUGCAAGUUAUGCGGUGGAUCCCUGCAGCUUGAAUACCUUCCGGCGCUCCUGGGCCGAGCGUAAAUGCAACAUUAUCAACAGCCAGACCUUUGCUGCCUGCCACAGCAAGGUAUACCACCUGCCCUACUAUGAGGCCUGCGUGCGUGACGCCUGUGGGUGUGACACGGGCGGGGACUGCGAGUGUCUGUGUGAUGCAGUGGCUGCCUAUGCCAAAGCCUGUCUGGACAAGGGCGUGUGUGUGGACUGGAGAACCCCAGACUUCUGCCCCAUCUACUGUGACUUCUACAACACCCACACAUUGGUGGGUGAGAAUGAAUACCAGUAUGCUCAGGAGUCCAACUGCACGUGGCACUACCAGCCCUGUCUCUGCCCUGGCAGCCUGGGAAGCUUCCCGGACACCAACACAGAAGGCUGUUACAACUGCUCCCAGAAUGAGUACUUCGACCACAGUGAAGGGACCUGUGUACCCUGUGCACCACCCACUACCACACUACCGCCAACCACCACAGGUUCACAGCCUACCACGGAAACCACCAUCAGCACUGAGUUUCACAGUUCCACCUCUGCAAACACACCUGUGGCCCCCUCCUACCUGCCAGGUCUUCCGACCCCACCACCUUCAGCCCCAUCCUCCACUGAGGAACUAACAGUCUGGACCACCCCCAAGGAAUCCACAGUCUCCUCGGGAGAAUACCCUCAAACCACCAUGGCUGCCACACCUCCGACAUCACCUUGGCCUCCUACAUCCAUACCGAAGUCAACACCCACAGAGCUCCCAGUGACACAGGCCACAUCCAAGCCCACAGCAUCUUCCCUCAGCUCAUCCACGAAGACCACAGCUGAGUUAACAGAGAGUACCACAGUGACCUUGCUAACCUUAAUGCCUGGGAUGUCUACCAGCCAAGGUAAAACCUCAGCAUCCUACACGACGCAGCAUCAGUCCACAUCGUUCCACCUCACUACAAUAUCCAAAUGGCCCACCAACGGAGUGAGUGAUACCCCUGGGGUCCACACAUCCUCAGGCACACCUAGCAGUUCCCAUGCAACACACAUCACAUACACUCCACCCACACAAGUGGUCUCCAGCAUCACACACAGCACAGGUCCCCCUUUGGGAACAUCUGUGCAAACAACCAUCAACUUCCCUACACUAUCAGCUCCUCAGACAUCUUUAGUCACACCACACCCAGGACUGUCAAGCUCCUCCACGGCAUUAACUUCAGAAAUACUGAAGACGCCAACAAGCUCACAAAUGGUCUCAUCAGCUUCUCCACAAACAAUAUUUAGCAGCAUUCAUCCUAAAACUACAUUGGAGGCCACAACGCCACAACACACAGCACCUCUUAUCACUUCUAUAACUAGCUCCAUCACUCAAGCUCAAAGCUCUUUCUCCACAGACAAAACAUAUACUUCCCAACAUUCUCAGCCUUCCACCAUGACUGCUCAUCAGUCUAGAUCACUUCCAACUGUAACCACUUCAACCAAGUCCACCAUGGGUCUAACUGGUACUCCACCGGUCCACACCACCUCAGGCACAACUAGCAGUCCUCAGACUCCACGCACCACACACCCUUUCUCCACUGUUGCUGUCUCCAACACAAAACAUACCACAGGUGUCUCCUUGGAAACAUCUGUGCAGACCACCAUUGCCUCCCCUACACCAUCAGCUCCUCAGACCUCGUUGGCCACACACCUUCCCUUUUCUUCAACCUCCUCUGUGACACCAACUUCUGAGGUAAUUAUCACCCCAACACCCCAACACACACUUUCAUCAGCCUCUACCUCCACAACCACGGGAAACAUUCUUCCAACCACCAUAGGACAAACUGGGUCUCCUCAUACAUCCGUACCUGUCAUUUAUACAACCAGUGCCAUCACUCAAACCAAAACCUCAUUCUCCACAGACAGGACAUCCACCCCCACCUCAGCCCCACACCUCUCAGAAACUUCUGCAGUGACUGCCCAUCAAUCUACACCAACUGCAGUUAGUGCCAACUCAAUUAAGCCAACCAUGAGUUCAACUGGCACACCUGUGGUCCACACCACCUCAGGAACAACUAGCAGUCCUCAGACUCCACGCACCACACACCCUUCAACCACUGUGGCUGUGUCUGGGACAGUACACACCACAGGUCUCCCCUCAGGAACAUCCGUGCACACCACCACCAACUUCCCAACCCAUUCAGGUCCUCAGAGCUCACUGUCCACCCAUCUCCCAUUAUUUUCAACCUUAUCUGUGACACCAACCACUGAGGGACUUAACACCCCAACCAGCCCACACUCCCUAUCAGUGGCCUCUACCUCCAUGCCACUGAUGACUGUCCUUCCAACCACCCUGGAAGGCACAAGACCACCUCAUACAUCAGUACCUGUCACGUAUACAACCACUGCUGCCACACAAACCAAAAGCUCGUUCUCCACAGACAGGACCUCUACACCCCAUCUCUCGCAAUCUUCCACAGUGACUCCCACACAAUCAACACCAAUUCCAGCUACUACCAACUCACUUAUGACCACUGGGGGUCUAACUGGUACGCCUCCGGUCCACACCACCUCAGGCACAACUAGCAGUCCUCAGACUCCACGCACCACACACCCUUUCUCCACUGUUGCUGUCUCCAACACAAAACAUACCACAGGUGUCUCCUUGGAAACAUCUGUGCAGACCACCAUUGCCUCCCCUACACCAUCAGCUCCUCAGACCUCGUUGGCCACACACCUUCCCUUUUCUUCAACCUCCGCUGUGACACCAACUUCUGAGGUAAUUAUCACCCCAACACCCCAACACACAUUUUCAUCAGCCUCUACCUCCACAACCACGGGAAACAUUCUUCCAACCACCAUAGGACAAACUGGGUCUCCUCAUACAUCCGUACCUGUCAUUUAUACAACCAGUGCCAUCACUCAAACCAAAACCUCAUUCUCCACAGACAGGACAUCCACCUCCACCUCAGCCCCACACCUCUCAGAAACUUCUGCAGUCACUGCCCAUCAAUCUACACCAACUGCAGUUAGUGCCAACUCAAUUAAGCCAACCAUGAGUUCAACUGGCACACCUGUGGUCCACACCACCUCAGGAACAACUAGCAGUCCUCAGACUCCACGCACCACACACCCUUCAACCACUGUGGCUGUGUCUGGGACAGUACACACCACAGGUCUCCCCUCAGGAACAUCCGUGCACACCACCACCAACUUCCCAACCCAUUCAGGUCCUCAGAGCUCACUGUCCACCCAUCUCCCUUUAUUUUCAACCUUAUCUGUGACACCAACCACUGAGGGACUUAACACUCAAUCAACACCAAUUCCAGCUAUUACCAACUCACUUAUGACCACUGGGGGUCUAACUGGUACUCCACCGGUCCACACCACCUCAGGCACAACUAGCAGUCCUCAGACUCCACGCACCACACACCCUUUCUCCACUGUUGCUGUCUCCAACACAAAACAUACCACAGGUGUCUCCUUGGAAACAUCUGUGCAGACCACCAUUGCCUCCCCUACACCAUCAGCUCCUCAGACCUCGUUGGCCACACACCUUCCCUUUUCUUCAACCUCCUCUGUGACACCAACUUCUGAGGUAAUUAUCACCCCAACACCCCAACACACACUUUCAUCAGCCUCUACCUCCACAACCACGGGAAACAUUCUUCCAACCACCAUAGGACAAACUGGGUCUCCUCAUACAUCCGUACCUGUCAUUUAUACAACCAGUGCCAUCACUCAAACCAAAACCUCAUUCUCCACAGACAGGACAUCCACCCCCACCUCAGCCCCACACCUCUCAGAAACUUCUGCAGUCACUGCCCAUCAAUCUACACCAACUGCAGUUAGUGCCAACUCAAUUAAGCCAACCAUGAGUUCAACUGGCACACCUGUGGUCCACACCACCUCAGGAACAACUAGCAGUCCUCAGACUCCACGCACCACACACCCUUCAACCACUGUGGCUGUGUCUGGGACAGUACACACCACAGGUCUCCCCUCAGGAACAUCCGUGCACACCACCACCAACUUCCCAACCCAUUCAGGUCCUCAGAGCUCACUGUCCACCCAUCUCCCAUUAUUUUCAACCUUAUCUGUGACACCAACCACUGAGGGACUUAACACCCCAACCAGCCCACACUCCCUAUCAGUGGCCUCUACCUCCAUGCCACUGAUGACUGUCCUUCCAACCACCCUGGAAGGCACAAGACCACCUCAUACAUCAGUACCUGUCACGUAUACAACCACUGCUGCCACACAAACCAAAAGCUCGUUCUCCACAGACAGGACCUCUACACCCCAUCUCUCGCAAUCUUCCACAGUGACUCCCACACAAUCAACACCAAUUCCAGCUACUACCAACUCACUUAUGACCACUGGGGGUCUAACUGGUACUCCUCCGGUCCACACCAACUCAGGCACAACUAGCAGUCCUCAGACUCCACGCACCACACACCCUUUCUCCACUGUUGCUGUCUCCAACACAAAACAUACCACAGGUGUCUCCUUGGAAACAUCUGUGCAGACCACCAUUGCCUCCCCUACACCAUCAGCUCCUCAGACCUCGUUGGCCACACACCUUCCCUUUUCUUCAACCUCCUCUGUGACACCAACUUCUAAGGUAAUUAUCACCCCAACACCCCAACACACACUUUCAUCAGCCUCUACCUCCACAACCACGGGAAACAUUCUUCCAACCACCAUAGGAAAAACUGGGUCUCCUCAUACAUCCGUACCUGUCAUUUAUACAACCAGUGCCAUCACUCAAACCAAAACCUCAUUCUCCACAGACAGGACAUCCACCUCCACCUCAGCCCCACACCUCUCAGAAACUUCUGCAGUCACUGCCCAUCAAUCUACACCAACUGCAGUUAGUGCCAACUCAAUUAAGCCAACCAUGAGUUCAACUGGCACACCUGUGGUCCACACCACCUCAGGAACAACUAGCAGUCCUCAGACUCCACGCACCACACACCCUUCAACCACUGUGGCUGUGUCUGGGACAGUACACACCACAGGUCUCCCCUCAGGAACAUCCGUGCACACCACCACCAACUUCCCAACCCAUUCAGGUCCUCAGAGCUCACUGUCCACCCAUCUCCCAUUAUUUUCAACCUUAUCUGUGACACCAACCACUGAGGGACUUAACACCCCAACCAGCCCACACUCCCUAUCAGUGGCCUCUACCUCCAUGCCACUGAUGACUGUCCUUCCAACCACCCUGGAAGGCACAAGACCACCUCAUACAUCAGUACCUGUCAUGUAUACAACCACUGCUGCCACACAAACCAAAAGCUCGUUCUCCACAGACAGGACCUCUACACCCCAUCUCUCGCAAUCUUCCACAGUGACUCCCACACAAUCAACACCAAUUCCAGCUACUACCAACUCACUUAUGACCACUGGGGGUCUAACUGGUACGCCUCCGGUCCACACCACCUCAGGCACAACUAGCAGUCCUCAGACUCCACGCACCACACACCCUUUCUCCACUGUUGCUGUCUCCAACACAAAACAUACCACAGGUGUCUCCUUGGAAACAUCUGUGCAGACCACCAUUGCCUCCCCUACACCAUCAGCUCCUCAGACCUCGUUGACCACACACCUUCCCUUUUCUUCAACCUCCUCUGUGACACCAACUUCUGAGGUAAUUAUCACCCCAACACCCCAACACACACUUUCAUCAGCCUCUACCUCCACAACCAUGGGAAACAUUCUUCCAACCACCAUAGGACAAACUGGGUCUCCUCAUACAUCCGUACCUGUCAUUUAUACAACCAGUGCCAUCACUCAAACCAAAACCUCAUUCUCCACAGACAGGACAUCCACCCCCACCUCAGCCCCACACCUCUCAGAAACUUCUGCAGUCACUGCCCAUCAAUCUACACCAACUGCAGUUAGUGCCAACUCAAUUAAGCCAACCAUGAGUUCAACUGGCACACCUGUGGUCCACACCACCUCAGGAACAACUAGCAGUCCUCAGACUCCACGCACCACACACCCUUCAACCACUGUGGCUGUGUCUGGGACAGUACACACCACAGGUCUCCCCUCAGGAACAUCCGUGCAGACCACCACCAACUUCCCAACCCAUUCAGGUCCUCAGAGCUCACUGUCCACCCAUCUCCCAUUAUUUUCAACCUUAUCUGUGACACCAACCACUGAGGGACUUAACACUCAAUCAACACCAAUUCCAGCUACUACCAACUCACUUAUGACCACUGGGGGUCUAACUGGUACUCCUCCGGUCCACACCACCUCAGGCACAACUAGCAGUCCUCAGACUCCACGCACCACACACCCUUUCUCCACUGUUGCUGUCUCCAACACAAAACAUACCACAGGUGUCUCCUUGGAAACAUCUGUGCAGACCACCAUUGCCUCCCCUACACCAUCAGCUCCUCAGACCUCGUUGGCCACACACCUUCCCUUUUCUUCAACCUCCGCUGUGACACCAACUUCUGAGGUAAUUAUCACCCCAACACCCCAACACACAUUUUCAUCAGCCUCUACCUCCACAACCACGGGAAACAUUCUUCCAACCACCAUAGGACAAACUGGGUCUCCUCAUACAUCCGUACCUGUCAUUUAUACAACCAGUGCCAUCACUCAAACCAAAACCUCAUUCUCCACAGACAGGACAUCCACCUCCACCUCAGCCCCACACCUCUCAGAAACUUCUGCAGUCACUGCCCAUCAAUCUACACCAACUGCAGUUAGUGCCAACUCAAUUAAGCCAACCAUGAGUUCAACUGGCACACCUGUGGUCCACACCACCUCAGGAACAAGUAGCAGUCCUCAGACUCCACGCACCACACACCCUUCAACCACUGUGGCUGUGUCUGGGACAGUACACACCACAGGUCUCCCCUCAGGAACAUCCGUGCAGACCACCACCAACUUCCCAACCCAUUCAGGUCCUCAGAGCUCACUGUCCACCCAUCUCCCAUUAUUUUCAACCUUAUCUGUGACACCAACCACUGAGGGACUUAACACUCAAUCAACACCAAUUCCAGCUACUACCAACUCACUUAUGACCACUGGGGGUCUAACUGGUACUCCACCGGUCCACACCACCUCAGGCACAACUAGCAGUCCUCAGACUCCACGCACCACACACCCUUUCUCCACUGUUGCUGUCUCCAACACAAAACAUACCACAGGUGUCUCCUUGGAAACAUCUGUGCAGACCACCAUUGCCUCCCCUACACCAUCAGCUCCUCAGACCUCGUUGGCCACACACCUUCCCUUUUCUUCAACCUCCUCUGUGACACCAACUUCUGAGGUAAUUAUCACCCCAACACCCCAACACACACUUUCAUCAGCCUCUACCUCCACAACCAUGGGAAACAUUCUUCCAACCACCAUAGGACAAACUGGGUCUCCUCAUACAUCCGUACCUGUCAUUUAUACAACCAGUGCCAUCACUCAAACCAAAACCUCAUUCUCCACAGACAGGACAUCCACCCCCACCUCAGCCCCACACCUCUCAGAAACUUCUGCAGUCACUGCCCAUCAAUCUACACCAACUGCAGUUAGUGCCAACUCAAUUAAGCCAACCAUGAGUUCAACUGGCACACCUGUGGUCCACACCACCUCAGGAACAACUAGCAGUCCUCAGACUCCACGCACCACACACCCUUCAACCACUGUGGCUGUGUCUGGGACAGUACACACCACAGGUCUCCCCUCAGGAACAUCCGUGCACACCACCACCAACUUCCCAACCCAUUCAGGUCCUCAGAGCUCACUGUCCACCCAUCUCCCAUUAUUUUCAACCUUAUCUGUGACACCAACCACUGAGGGACUUAACACCCCAACCAGCCCACACUCCCUAUCAGUGGCCUCUACCUCCAUGCCACUGAUGACUGUCCUUCCAACCACCCUGGAAGGCACAAGACCACCUCAUACAUCAGUACCUGUCACGUAUACAACCACUGCUGCCACACAAACCAAAAGCUCGUUCUCCACAGACAGGACCUCUGCACCCCAUCUCUCGCAACCUUCCACAGUGACUCCCACACAAUCAACACCAAUUCCAGCUACUACCAACUCACUUAUGACCACUGGGGGUCUAACUGGUACUCCUCCGGUCCACACCACCUCAGGCACAACUAGCAGUCCUCAGACUCCACGCACCACACACCCUUUCUCCACUGUUGCUGUCUCCAACACAAAACAUACCACAGGUGUCUCCUUGGAAACAUCUGUGCAGACCACCAUUGCCUCCCCUACACCAUCAGCUCCUCAGACCUCGUUGGCCACACACCUUCCCUUUUCUUCAACCUCCUCUGUGACACCAACUUCUGAGGUAAUUAUCACCCCAACACCCCAACACACACUUUCAUCAGCCUCUACCUCCACAACCAUGGGAAACAUUCUUCCAACCACCAUAGGACAAACUGGGUCUCCUCAUACAUCCGUACCUGUCAUUUAUACAACCAGUACCAUCACUCAAACCAAAACCUCAUUCUUCACAGACAGGACAUCCACCUCCACCUCAGCCCCACACCUCUCAGAAACUUCUGCAGUCACUGCCCAUCAAUCUACACCAACUGCAGUUAGUGCCAACUCAAUUAAGCCAACCAUGAGUUCAACUGGCACACCUGUGGUCCACACCACCUCAGGAACAACUAGCAGUCCUCAGACUCCACGCACCACACACCCUUCAACCACUGUGGCUGUGUCUGGGACAGUACACACCACAGGUCUCCCCUCAGGAACAUCCGUGCAGACCACCACCAACUUCCCAACCCAUUCAGGUCCUCAGAGCUCACUGUCCACCCAUCUCCCAUUAUUUUCAACCUUAUCUGUGACACCAACCACUGAGGGACUUAACACUCAAUCAACACCAAUUCCAGCUACUACCAACUCACUUAUGACCACUGUGGGUCUAACUGGUACUCCACCGGUCCACACCACCUCAGGCACAACUAGCAGUCCUCAGACUCCACGCACCACACACCCUUUCUCCACUGUUGCUGUCUCCAACACAAAACAUACCACAGGUGUCUCCUUGGAAACAUCUGUGCAGACCACCAUUGCCUCCCCUACACCAUCAGCUCCUCAGACCUCGUUGGCCACACACCUUCCCUUUUCUUCAACCUCCUCUGUGACACCAACUUCUGAGGUAAUUAUCACCCCAACACCCCAACACACACUUUCAUCAGCCUCUACCUCCACAACCACGGGAAACAUUCUUCCAACCACCAUAGGACAAACUGGGUCUCCUCAUACAUCCGUACCUGUCAUUUAUACAACCAGUGCCAUCACUCAAACCAAAACCUCAUUCUCCACAGACAGGACAUCCACCUCCACCUCAGCCCCACACCUCUCAGAAACUUCUGCAGUCACUGCCCAUCAAUCUACACCAACUGCAGUUAGUGCCAACUCAAUUAAGCCAACCAUGAGUUCAACUGGCACACCUGUGGUCCACACCACCUCAGGAACAACUAGCAGUCCUCAGACUCCACGCACCACACACCCUUCAACCACUGUGGCUGUGUCUGGGACAGUACACACCACAGGUCUCCCCUCAGGAACAUCCGUGCACACCACCACCAACUUCCCAACCCAUUCAGGUCCUCAGAGCUCACUGUCCACCCAUCUCCCAUUAUUUUCAACCUUAUCUGUGACACCAACUACUGAGGGACUUAACACCCCCACCAGCCCACAUUCCCUAUCAGCGGCCUCUACCUCCAUGCCACUGAUGACUGUCCUUCCAACCACCCUGGAAGGCACAAGACCACCUCAUACAUCAGUACCUGUCACAUAUACAACCACUGCUGCCACACAAACCAAAAGCUCGUUCUCCACAGACAGGACCUCUACACCCCAUCUCUCGCAAUCUUCCACUGUGACUCCCACACAACCAACACCAAUUCCAGCUACUACCAACUCACCUAUGACCACUGUGGGUCUAACUGGUACCCCAGUGGUCCACACCCCCUCAGGCACAUCUAGCAUCGCCCAUACUCCACACACCACACACUCUCUACCCACAGCGGCUUCCUCCAGCACCACACUUAGCACAGCUCCUCAAUUCAGAACAUCUGAGCAGUCCACCACCACCUUCCCAACACCAUCAGCUCCUCAGACCUCUUUAGUCACAUCACUGCCACCAUUCUCAACUUCCUCUGUGUCACCAACUGACGAGAUACACAUCACCUCAACUAACCCACACACAGUCUCCUCAGUUUCCAUGUCUAGGCCAGUGAGCACUAUACUUCAAACCACAAUAGAAGUGACAACACCUCCAAAUACAUCCACACCUGUCACUCACUCAACCAGUGCCACAACUGAAGCUCAAGGCUCUUUCUCCACAGAGAGAACCUCUACUUCCUACCUUUCUCACCCUUCCUCCACGACAGUCCAUCAAUCCACAGCAGGUCCUGUAAUCACUUCAAUCAAGUCCACCAUGGGUGUAACUGGUACUCCACCGGUCCACACCACCUCAGGCACAACUAGCAGUCCUCAGACUCCACACAGCACACACCCUAUAUCCACUGCUGCCAUCUCUAGGACAACAGGCAUCUCAGGCACCCCGUUUCGAACACCGAUGAAGACCACGAUUACCUUCCCAACACCAUCCAGCCUUCAGACUUCUAUGGCCACAUUAUUUCCACCAUUUUCAACUUCUGUUAUGUCAAGUACUGAGAUAUUUAACACCCCAACCAAUCCACAUUCAGUCUCAUCAGCUUCCACAUCUAGACCACUGAGCACUAGUCUUCCAACUACAAUCAAAGGCACUGGGACUCCACAAACACCAGUAUCCGACAUUAACACAACCAGUGCCACUACCCAAGCUCACAGCUCUUUUCCCACAACCAGAACAUCUACUUCCCACCUUUCCUUGCCUUCCUCCAUGACAUCCACUCUCACACCUGCUUCAAGAUCUGCUUCAACUCUGCAGUACACACCCACUCCCAGCUCAGUGUCCCAUUCCCCACUGCUUACUACACCCACAGCAUCACCUCCUUCAUCUGCCCCUACCUUUGUGUCUCCAACUGCUGCCUCAACUGUUAUUUCCUCUGCUCUCCCUACCAUCCACAUGACUCCCACCCCAUCGAGUAGGCCAACCUCCAGCACUGGCCUUCUCUCCACUUCCAAGACUACAUCUCACGUGCCCACAUUUUCUUCAUUCUCCUCGAAGUCUACCACCGCCCAUCUUACCUCCCUCACUACCCAAGCUGCUACAUCAGGGCUACUGUCUUCAACCAUGGGCAUGACAAACCUGCCAAGUUCAGGCUCCCCAGACAUCAACCAUACCACUAGGCCUCCAGGUAGUAGCCCACUGCCCACAUCUGCCUUCCUGAGCCGCAGCACUUCUCCCACUGGAAGCUCCUCACCUUCUACCCCAGUAUCAUCCUCCAAUCCAGACUCCUCGGUCUCCUCGCCACCCUCGCAUCCUGGGACCUGCAGCUUACAGGAGGAAGAGCACCAGAUUACUUACCAGGGCUGUGUGGCCAAUGUGACUCUAACUCGUUGCCAGGGUUUCUGCGCCUCCUCUGUCAGUUUCAAUAAGGACACCCUGCAGUUGGAGUCCAGCUGUGGCUGCUGUCAGCCCCUGAGUACCUACAAGAAGCAACUCUCACUGCCCUGCCCAGAUCCCGAUGCGCCAGGGCAGCAGCUCACACUCACCCUCCAAGUGUUCAGCAGCUGUGUAUGCAGCCCCCUGCAGUGCAAGAACUGAACAGCAGCAACUGGUUUCUGGGUACCAGAAAAUGCCAUUCACGAUACGGCCCUAACACCUGUAACUCGCAAUCCCUUUACUGGCCAUGGGCAUGGCCUCAAAAAGACAUCACCCGUGUUUCACCCUGAGCCAGCUGCAGAGAAAGAGCUGUCAGUGCAGGGCACCCCACCACUAUCUCCUGCACAACCUGAGCAAGCACAACAGGUCUUUGGUGGAAAUAAACUGACAUCCCUUCCAUCUGGAUGCACCGGGGAUCUUCUGUCUACCUGCACAGCACCUCCCAGCCUUGGGCUACAUCACCCAGGAGAGCAGAACACAGAAGCAGAUGCUAAGACUGGGCAGGGCACAUGGGGAGGUGUGGAGAAUAGCAGGAGGAAGAUGCAGGGGCAUGAGCCCUGGGGGGCGUGCGGGGGGGGGGGGGGGGGGGCGACGGACGGACAGGGACACAAGCAGCAAGGUAAGCACUGCAGAGACACAAGGAAAGGUCUCCUCAGACACAGGAGGGAAAAAAAGGCAUUGGUAUUCACUGGACAGGAGGCUGUCACCCAACAAUGAGCAGAUUGCAAAUAAAACUGGUUCUUUUCAAGGCA
Molecule: messenger RNA, 15471 nt
Organism: Mus musculus (house mouse)
Lineage: Eukaryota; Metazoa; Chordata; Mammalia; Rodentia; Muridae
Gene: Muc6
Product: mucin 6, gastric
Exons: 33
Coding region: 86-14881 (4931 amino acids)
Cellular component (GO): extracellular region
Source: RefSeq, marked validated